Molecule: messenger RNA, 1577 nt
Organism: Polistes canadensis
Lineage: Eukaryota; Metazoa; Arthropoda; Insecta; Hymenoptera; Vespidae
Product: rRNA methyltransferase 3, mitochondrial
Exons: 4
Coding region: 223-1524 (433 amino acids)
Biological process (GO): RNA processing
Molecular function (GO): RNA methyltransferase activity; RNA binding
Source: RefSeq, a predicted model, not a curated record
UAUACAAGUUGAUAAUAGGUGCAGCAUGCAUCGUGUGUUAUUAUUUACAUCUUUAUUAAAAAUUUGAAAAGUGCUUUUCUUAAAAAUCAACUAAUUACACGAUUUUAUGAUCGUAUCAUUCAUUUAUUAUCAUUGAAAAAUACUAAAUGUUUAUAAAAUUUAUUAAAGCAAGAUAAGCUAUAUUUCUAACCUAUAAAUACGUAUUAAAACAACAGUGAAAUAAUGCAAUUUAGUAUGAAACAAUUGUAUCUGAGAUUGAUUUGUAAUAGAAAAAUCUUAAAUACAUUUACUACUAAUUUCACAAUAAAAUGUAAUUAUGCUAGGUGGGCACAUCGUAGACCAUCUGCUAUAGUUAAUGAACAUGAAUUGUUCGAAGAUGUUAAUGAAAAUAAUAUAGAUACAUUAGAAGUAGUAAAAGAGAGGCACGAUGGCAAAGUCAGAAAGAUAAAAUCACAAAAGAAGUUUUCUGCAAAUGAAAACAAUUUGUCAAAUACUAUAGCGAAUAAAGAAAUAAAAGCAAACAAUAAAACCGAUGUCAACAAAUUGAGUAAUCGUGUUAUAAAUCUGAAAGAAAAUGAUCAUAUUAUUACAUCUUUAAUGAUGAACGUAAAGUCACGCAAGAUGCGAGAAAAGAACAAUCAGAUUUGUAUGGAAGGCUACAGAUUAAUCAAAGAUGGGAUCGAAGCUGGAGUCAAACCAGAAAUUAUUUUUUUUUCAAGAUUAUCCGAUAUAGAGGAUUUGCCUUUGCACGAAGAAGUUAAAUUAUACAAAGUUCCAUAUAGAACAAUACAAUUAUGGAGUAAUUUAACUACUUCGCCAGGAAUUAUAGGUAUCUUCAAAAUUCCUAAUGUAGAAAGUACAGAACCCUCACCUAAUGCUUUACCUCUUACAAUUAUCUGCGACAAUAUUCGAGAUCCAGGCAAUUUGGGUUCUGUACUCCGUGUGGCUGCUGGCGUUGGAUGCGAGAAAAUAGUUUUAUUAAAAGGAUGUGUAGACUUAUGGGAUACCAAAGUAUUGCGAAGUGCAGCAGGUGCACAUUUUCGAUUACCAAUACACGCUUCUGUUACUGAUGAGCUCUCGUCAUUCAUAUACGAUGGAAUGAAUGUUUUUGUCACGGAUAACAAUGCAGCAAAUAAUGAACUAGUUUUUGAUCAUUUUAAUUCAGAGACUAAAUAUUCCAUUUCUAAGAUUUAUGAAAAUUCAAAUUUUGAGAAUGUAGAAUUGCCAGAAUCCGAUGAAAAUCUACAAAAUUCAAAACUGAAGAAACUUAUAAGGAGAUCGCAAUCUCAGCUUCCAAUUGUUCCAUAUUAUGCUGUUGAUUAUUGUACAAGCGAAACUGCAAUAAUAGUGAGUGGUGAGACGGAAGGAUUAAGUCUGGAAACGGUUAAAUUUCUGUGGGAAAAACGUGCCGUACGUCUAAAUGUACCUUUAUUAAACAAUGUCGAAAGUUUAAAUAUUAGUACGGCACUUGGAAUAAUAGCGUUUGAACUUCAACGACAGAUUGUAUUUAAACAAAAAGAAUAAAAUAAUUAAUAUUAAAACAGUACGAUAUAAUCGUAUGGGUAAAAAAAACAUGA